Molecule: messenger RNA, 969 nt
Organism: Prunus armeniaca (apricot)
Lineage: Eukaryota; Viridiplantae; Streptophyta; Magnoliopsida; Rosales; Rosaceae
Source: the annotation of a GenBank genome assembly
AUGGCUGCAGCUUCAACUGAUUCCAUACCCUCUGUAAACAAGGCUUGGGUGUACUCAGAAUAUGGAAAGUCUGCAGAUGUUUUGAAACUUGAUCCCAAUGUUCCUGUGCCGGAUAUAAAGGAAGACCAGGUGCUCAUCAAGGUGGUUGCUGCAGCUCUUAACCCAGUUGAUUACAAGAGGAUGUUUGGGUAUUUUAAGGCCACCGACUCUCCUCUACCUACUGUUCCAGGGUAUGAUGUUGCUGGUGUGGUGGUGAAAGUGGGAAGCCAAGUAACAAAGUUUAAGGUGGGGGAUGAAGUAUAUGGGGAUCUCAAUGAGAAAGCUGCGCAGCCAAAAAAGUUUGGGUCUUUGGCAGGGUACACUGCUGCAGAAGAAAGAGUUUUGGCUCUGAAACCCAAAAAUCUGAGUUUUGUUGAAGCUGCUAGCCUUCCCCUGGCUAUUGAGACUGCCUAUGAAGGGCUUGAACGAACUGAAUUUUCUGCUGGUAAAUCCAUUCUUGUUUUAGGAGGCGCUGGGGGGGUGGGCACACAUGUUAUUCAGCUAGCAAAGCAUGUUUUUGGUGCUUCAAAAGUAGCAGCAACUGCAAGCACUAGAAAACUGGAGCUGUUGAGAAGCUUGGGUGCUGAUUUGGCUGUCGACUAUACCAAGGAGAAGUUUGAAGAAUUGCCUGAGAAAUUUGAUGUGGUAUAUGACACAGUUGGGGAGUCUGAUAGGGCAGUGAAGGCAGUGAAAGAAGGUGGGAAAGUAUUGACAAUAGUAUCAGGUCGAGCAGCACCACCGGUCGUCCAUUUUGCACUGACUUCAACUGGGACUGUAUUGGAGAAGCUGAAGCCAUACUUGGAGAGUGGGAAGGUGAAGCCGGUGCUUGAUCCCACAAGCCCAUAUCCCUUUUCCAAGACUGUUGAAGCAUUUGCCUACCUUGAAACUUCCAGGGCUACAGGGAAGGUGGUUGUGCAUCCCAUCCCAUAA